AUGUUCUUGACGACUUCUUUGACAUUCUAUGUUGCUCACUUUCUCCUCUUGACAUUCACUGCACUCUUGCAACAUGAACUGAUAUUUUUUUUUUGUCUUUCAUUUCUUUCACUCUCUCUCGUAUCUCUUUCACUCUCUCUCGUAUCUCUCUCUCACUCUCUCUCGUAUCUCUCUCUCACUCUCUCUCGUAUCUCUCUCUCACUCUCUCUCGUAUCUCUCUCUCACUCUCUCUCGUAUCUCUCACUCACUCUCUCUCUCUCGUAUCUCUCACUCACUCUCUCUCGUAUCUCUCUCACUUUCUCUUCUCGAGAGGUGGUGUCAGAAGAUGCCAAAUCUUGGUGGGAUGACCAGUACCGCUCAUCUGCUAGAACUUGCAUUCAUGCAUAUUGGAAAGGAAAUUGUAAAAAGACUGCCAUGGGUUUGCAGUGUGAAAUUGGCCUGCGUACAAGGACUUACCAUGUUCUAAGUGGUUCUGUACUGAGUGUGUGGAGUAAAGUGGAAAAUGUUCUCACCUCUUUACCUGGAGGAAACUCUUCCAAAAUGCAAAUUAUUCGACUUAGAACCGAUGAUAAACGAAGAAUUGUUGGCAGUUUAAUUCCAGGCAAUUGCUUGAAAGCCUUGUGUAAUGUCCUGUCUCAGGAUUCUGCACAUACCUACACUGAAACCCCGGAUCAGAAUGCAAUGGAGAGCGUCCACUUGAGCAUGCCUGUGCUUUUAUGA
This is a messenger RNA of Acanthosepion pharaonis, 720 nucleotides long. NCBI's taxonomy places the organism in Eukaryota, Metazoa, Mollusca, Cephalopoda, Sepiida, Sepiidae. The record is from the annotation of a GenBank genome assembly.